Rhodofomes roseus is the source of this 1622-nucleotide messenger RNA. RefSeq lists its product as uncharacterized. The record is from RefSeq and is a predicted model, not a curated record. The coding region runs from base 261 to 1529 and encodes 422 amino acids. The transcript has a single exon. Lineage: Eukaryota; Fungi; Basidiomycota; Agaricomycetes; Polyporales; Fomitopsidaceae.
AGACUGUUUUGCGAUGAUGACUGAGCAGGCGUUUGCUCCGAACCGUCACCUCCCCCGCCAUGCCCGUCAUGCCUGACCUUGCACAGUAACAACCAAGGGACCCCUGAAGCACACCCUUGGUUGUUUAGACUCUACACUCUAGACCAUAGAAGAUACCCUAGAGGCUCCGCUUUCUCCUGGCUCUCCGGCGUACACCUACAGUACGGACUCGCAUAGACCUCAAGCUCUCAAAUAGAACUUUAGAUUUUGCGAAUAGAAGGAUGGAUAGACACGGCAGUCUUAUCCCGCCCACGGCCUGUUUGCCCAGGCUUUCGACGCUGGCAGAUUGCUCCGUCCAGGAGCUCACGCAGGCCCUGGACAAUCUCCGCGCGAUCUACUGUCGUUCCCCGACACCGCCGCUGUCGCUGAAACUCCCAGCUAAGCACAUCCCCAAGCAUGUCAUCCAUGACAUCUCUGCACCAGAUUCUGGAUAUGCUUCGGCCGAAGAAGACGACGAGGACGAUGAGGGUAUCGCAGACGAAAUCGGCACUGACGACACCUUCGACCCAGACGUCCUCCGCUCCGAUGCCUUCGAGCGUGAAUUUGCCAUCCGCUGGCUGACCGGGUUCGCCGCACGCUCCGAUACAUGGGUGUACGCUCCCGCCGUCGAGGAGGAGCCCGAUGCGCGCGCUCUCCUCGUCGACUCCGCUACAGCCAUACUCUCGGCCCUUGCAGGAGAGCAGGAGGAGGAGGCCUUGACGCGACGGUUCGUCUUCUCCUGCGGUACUGGCGAGGCGGAGGAGAUAGAAGUAGAGCUGAACGAUGCUCCCCUCCUGAGCACGGACCACACCUCUGUUGGACUCCAGAGCUGGGCGAGCUCAAUCCUACUGUCCGAGCGACUUUGCGCGGAUCCUCAGGCAUUUGGGCUCGCCUCUCGUUCUGAUGCGACACCGUCGCGCAUACUGGAACUUGGCGCAGGUACAGGUCUGCUCAGCAUCGUCUCAGCGAAGAUUCUCCAGCGCCAGCGUGCGGACCAUGUACCCCUCACCCACCCCACCGUCGUCGCGACAGACUACCACCCCUCCGUGCUCGACAACCUCCGCAUAAACGUUGGCAUCAACUUUCCACCCACAGUGCCAUCGUCGGACCCGGUGACACCCGUUGCUGUGCGGGCGCUGGACUGGGAGCAUCCCGUGUACGAAGGCGAGCUCGCGCGCACGUUCGAUGUUAUCUAUGCCGCGGAUGUGGUCUACCACCCGGAGCACGCACGUUGGAUCAAGGCCUGUGUUGAGCACCUCCUCGUACGCCCGGACGCUGACAGCAGUGGAGGAGGCGUCUUCUGGCUCAUCGUUCCGCUGAGGAUCGCGGGACAUCAUCAAGGGAUGUGCGAUACGGUCGAGGAAGUGUUUCCGAAGGCAACGGUGGGCGGAGGGGGAGAGGGUUGGCAUUUGGCAGUGUUGGCGGUGGAGGGGAUGGAGAGAUGCAAGGGCGUCGGGCGCGCGGAUGAGGGUGGGUACAAGCUGUUCGAGAUCGGUUGGGUACGAGGGUAGGUCUUGGACAAUGAUGGCCAGACCAGUCAUUAUUCUUGAAAUGUUCCUGCUAUUGUCAUUUGCUAUGCUAACCUACAUACAGUCAAAGCCAUG